Phalaenopsis equestris is the source of this 627-nucleotide messenger RNA. RefSeq lists its product as uncharacterized. Bases 52 to 363 code for a protein of 103 amino acids. NCBI's taxonomy places the organism in Eukaryota, Viridiplantae, Streptophyta, Magnoliopsida, Asparagales, Orchidaceae. The transcript has 3 exons. The record is from RefSeq and is a predicted model, not a curated record.
UCAGAAAUAGGAGUUCAUCAGGCACAAGAGAGAUCUGGAAAACAGAGACUGAUGAGGCUUCUCGGCAAACAUGUGUUUCCAAGGCAGAUUGUUCUUCUGGCUUCCGGGCUUCUGUUCCUGUGUGCGACUACUUACGAUGUCCACAGAUCCAUCAAAAACAAUGAGAAACCGCCAACAAAGGAGCAGAUCGAUGCGCUGCAAUCUUACGUCGAUUCCAAGCGCUCAAUUCCUCCCGACCGAGAGAGGUAUUUUUCAGAGACAAGUUGGUGCCGACAACUUUUUACUAUUUUUGUAAUGGAAGGCUUUCUUUUUGUUUUAAAUAUUUACAUAUACCAUUUAUGUCCUAUGUAUUUUUAUAUGUAACACCUAAAUUUACAAUUUUAUUGAGUUAAAACUUAUCUAUAGAUGACAAAAUAGUUUUAAUUUUUAGAAAUUAAAAAGAUGAACUGUUUAAUCUACUUUGAGAUUCUUUAUUUUUGAUAUGCCACAAACAAAUUUCAAAAUUCGACACGGAUCUUUAGGUUUGAUGUGGAUCACGAGACACAUUUUUAGCGAAAGAUAAUCAAAUUUUGAUAAAAUGUCAUUUAAUAUUUCUAUUUCAACGAACUUAUUGUCAAACUGACUGGC